Tuber aestivum (summer truffle) is the source of this 6478-nucleotide messenger RNA. The record is from the annotation of a GenBank genome assembly. Lineage: Eukaryota; Fungi; Ascomycota; Pezizomycetes; Pezizales; Tuberaceae.
CUUCCGAGCAAUCCAACCCUAGUUUUUUUUUAUUUUUUUAUCCUCCCCGUCCCUUCGCUCUCCAACAAUCAAUCUCCUCCGGAACCCACAUUUCUCCUUUGCGACAGAUUGCGGAAUUGCUCGCAUCGGCCGGUAGGUGUUAUAUGCCCGCUGCCUUUCCUCCGUGGCUCCCUAAUCUCUACUGUCGACUGCCGUCCCGGCCUGGCUUUCAUCCUUACCGACAGCGCCGGUCUCCUUAAUCGAGGAAUUAGGAGGGAAGAAAGAGAAGCUCCGUAGCUUACAGACUCGCUGCGAUCUAGCCCAAAGCAUCACCUGAGAGGAAGGGAAAAAAAGAGAGAAAAUAACGUCUACGAAAAAUAUCACCCACCAGCUGUGCUAUAGAGGAAUAAUUACGAAGGAGGAGGUCAGAUUUGAGGGGAAAACUUAAUCGCACGGUGUUUUCAAUAGACUGGUUUCGGUGCUUGAUAUUUUGAGGUCACGUUUGGUUGCCGCACUAGCACUUUCGACAUCGAUACGAAAUCUGUGGCCACACCAUCGCAACGGCUGCAGAGAGGUUUUCCUCGGCCUUUUUUACGCUCCAACUAGAAAUACCAAAGAGCAAGCCUCUCCGACUGGCGGGCCCACAUCAUUGGUAGGCCUGAGACCUUCCCCUCCCCUUUCUUUUUUAGUCACCAUUGGACGGUCCCGGUCGGUAGAGCCUCCGUGCUAACUUUUUCGACGGAACUUUUGUAGACAUAAUUCCUAAUGUCGUCGUCUUCCGAGAUCAACAUGAACCAUCUCGCUCCACAACACGUCUCAGGUCCCUCCACCGGGGCCAACACAGCAAACACAUCUCCUACUGAUUCGGCGUCAGGCAGUUCUUUACGGGCUAGCUAUAAUCCGAACGGUGUCAUGAACAGUGCUGGUGGCUCCGCCAGUAAUGUGAGAAUGGGGGCUGGUUCCCCAUCUUACGAUGCUUCGGGCAGCAGCAGGCUCUUCUCUAAAAGGUUAGUUUACUCAUUGUAUUCUGAGUCUUUCAAACUGUCGCUUGUCGGGUAAGGCUAAAUGGGAGUUUGGUCGUUUCGGCAGAGCCCGUGAGAUCCAGGCGGAAGAGGGUGUUGCACCACCGGGUCUAUGGGGGAUGUCAUCCUCGAAUCAAUCGUCGUCCUCUCUGAGAGACCGUGAGAGUAUAGUCCAGGAGAUGAACCCUAUCAACAGCUACCAGGAAUCACCCGCUAUACAAAGCGAUUAUACCUCCCCUGUCCGCCGAGCUCGUGCGGGAACCGUUCCAUCUAGAUUUUCUCCUGGCGGUUUCACUACUACCCCAACCAUUAUUCCUGGCAUCCCUUCCACAAGCCGCCCUUCCCCGGCACCUUCCCCAUUUAAAUCCAACUCGCCACAGAAUGUUGAGAUGGCGGACAAUGGUCCGGUAUCGGUCAAUCAGUCAUCGUCGUCUGUGGCUUCGAGAUUGAGAUCCGGAUCUCUGAACCUCCCCCCCCGUGCCAACUAUGUGAGCCCAUUUGGGCCAUCAAUCUUUGCGAGUUCUUGGACCCCCGGCCGCCCUACCGUGGGUGGGAACAACGGACUCCCCUCAUCACCCGCACAUUCGUCCUUCUCGAAGGAUGAUGAAGGAACUCAUAUGGCACCAAAGACCUUAGAUUACCUUGGACUUGUGGAUAGCCCCCAAGCAGCCCGUGCUACGUUGGCUAAGCCGAUGGGCCUGGAUACUCUUAUUGAAGGACAAAGGGCAGCGGCUUUGCAGCCAUUCAUCUCCGAGCUUGUCGGUAUCCAAAGGUCGAAUAGGAUCCGCUCAUACUCUGUCAACGCCAAAGAAAAGUACGCUGAGGAUGAAGAGGAGGAGGAAGAGGAGGAACAACGUCACCUCUACUCUGGACAACAAAGUGGCAAUGCAACGCCCUCAUCCCAAGCUAAUCUGGCUGCCCAGGCAGCUCUCCACUCCCUCAGCGUAGCCUACUCCCCAAGCCGCCCCAGAGCCAGGACUGCCGGGGUCCUAGAUUCGCCCCCAGUCAAUCGGCUAAAGUCUUAUUUGGCCACACCAUCAAGAUUGGAUUCGAUGACCAGUGCCUCUGAUAUUGGUCGUGAUUACUUUGAUUUAGGAAAUAGUUCUGAUCAUACUUUGAAGCUUGGUAACAUGCAUCCUAGACCGUCAAGUGGAGAGGGAGGGUUAGCUUCGAUCGAAGAGUCUUCCCUGGAAGGGCCCACACGUUCACUCUGGCUCGGAAAUAUUCCUGCAUCAACUACUACGACAUCACUUGUUCACAUCUUCCAGGGCUUCGGUAAUGUUGAGUCUGCUCGCGUUCUUACCCACAAGAACUGUGGGUUUGUCAACUUUAAUAGCAUCGACUCUGCGGUCCAGGCACGAAGCAGCCUCAACGGAAAGGAGAUUUUUCCUGGCGCCGGCCCGGUGAGAAUCGGGUUUGCGAAGCCAUCCUCAGCCGGAAGCAAUGGUACUCCCACGCCAAACGGUGGUGCUUAUGGUUCCCCGAGUCCCGGGCCUCAAGGUGAUUCCGCACCCUCUGCGGUCGGAGAUGGUGCUCUGUCUCGUGAUGCAAACGGUCCUGCUGCUAAUGGAAGCGAUACCCGCGACAGUGCCGCGGCACUCAAAUUGCCUGAUCUGGUUGACAUGAGGGAGGAUAUCGUCAGGAUUGUACAGGAAUUUGGCGCGGAGCAUGGGGAUGCUUUGAUGGUGGGGAACAACAUUGAUAAGGCCGUUGAAUACCAGAGUUUUGAGCCUGAAAUCCCACCAAUCCCGGAGCCAACCCACAAUCGCAUUCAUGAUGCGCCCAAAUUGCGUGAUAUCAGGAAACGGAUUGAUAAUGGAAAUUGCUCACAAACUGAAAUUGAGGAGAUCGCAAUGGCCAUGUUGGAUGAGAUUGCCGAACUCUCUAGCGGUACGUUUCCCGAUAUCCCGAAAUUUCAUAAAUUGAAAACUUAUGUAUAUCAGAUUACCUUGGAAACACUGUUGUGCAGAAGCUCUUUGAAUACUGCUCCGAGGAGAUCAAGGAGGCGAUGUUGGUAGAGAUCGGUCCCCACCUUGCCGAGAUUGGAAUCCGUGAGUGCAUUUUAUCAUUCGGUCAUACACAGUUUGAUGCUUAUCCAUACGACAGACAAAAAUGGCACUUGGGCCGGACAGAAAAUCAUUGAUGUCGCCAAAACCCCUGCUCAAAUGCAGAAGAUUUGUGAUUGUCUUCGGCCCUAUACUGUUGCUCUGUUCCUCGAUCAAUAUGGAAACUACGUUCUUCAAUGUUGCCUCCGCUUCGGUGCCCCAUGGAACGACUUUAUUUUCGAGACUAUGUUGAGCCGUAUGUGGGAAAUUGCACAAGGAAGAUUCGGCGCCCGAGCAAUGAGGGCGUGUCUUGAGAGCCACCAUGCGAGCAAGGACCAGCAAAGGAUGCUUGCUGCUGCUAUCGCUUUGCAUAGCGUCCAGCUCGCUACAAAUGCGAAUGGUGCUUUGUUGCUGACUUGGUUCCUUGACACCUGCACAUUCCCUCGUCGCCGCACAGUCCUCGCACCACGCUUGGUUCCGCAUCUUGUGCAUCUUUGCACGCACAAGGUUGCUUAUCUGACCGUGCUAAAAGUUAUCAAUCAGAGGAACGAGCCAGAGGCCCGUGACACAAUACUCAAGGCCCUAUUCUUUUCGCCUGGAGACAAAGUAUUGGAAGAUAUUCUCAGCGAUCAUUCAUGUGGAGCGACUCUUAUCUUCAAGGUUCUUACCACUCCAUUCUUUGAGGAGACGAUGCGGAGCGAGGUGGCUCAGAACGUCCGGAACGUCCUACUCAAGCUUAAGGCUACUCCAUCACAGGGGUACAAGAGAUUAAUGGACGAAGUUGGCUUACCUACUCGCAACGGGGCUUCUAAUAAUACCAAUACUAGUAAUGGUCCGAAGGACCACCCGCGAGAUGGUGUCAACAAUAAUUCAAACGCCAGUAAUGAUCGCAGGGGAGUUCCUCAAAGCUCGCCCGCAAACCAUGGCCACAAUCAUCAUAAUAAUAAUCGCGAUCUUCCGCCAGUAUCGUUUUAUAAUGUUCCCCCUUCCGGUUUCGAUCCGGCCGCCUUGGCCGCUGCUGCUUCCCAGAUGCCCCAGAACGGAGGAUUUGACCCAGUUGCCUUAAGGGCAUUUGAGCAAUUAAGCCUCACUGCAGGUUCACUUUACACUACCCCUAACUCUUCCGGAAUCUCUAACCCCGCCCUUCAAUAUCAAGCCUUGCUGCAACAGUCGAUGGGACGUCCGGGGCCAAAUUUCUUGGGGAUGCCACCUCCUAUGGGAAACUAUAAUGGGGGACAAGCUUCGCAGGAUCAGUACCGCGCUAGCCACCCCGGUAGCUCACCUGUAGCCCAGCCACAGCAAAUGGCUAACAACCCGAUGCUGGGCGGUAUGGGUGGAGCACCCGGAGUCUUCAAUCCGUUGUUCAUGGCCGGAUAUUCUUAUGGCAGUGUUCCAGUAUUCCAUCCACCACAGCAGCAGGGCAACGGUUCUGGAAGUGGAAGAAGAAGUGGAAGGGUGAGUUAUUCUUAGGUUCGCAUCUUCAACCAAUUCAUGCUGAAUCAAAUCCGCGAUAGCGUUGAUACGAUCGAUCUAUCUUCUCAAAAGAAUAAACAGACGAGUACUUUAUUUUCUCUUUGCAAUCAAUCCUCAGAGGCUAUCUUCGUUACUGGCGUAGCAAAUUACAUAAAUCAUACAUUUUUAUCAAUGCAAUAAACGGGUGGGAGGCGGAGCUAUGUGUUCAUGUGACGGAGCUCUUUAUUUUUUUCAUUAACGGGAACGGUUAUUUUACGUUUUUCGGCUCUCCUGAUUUCGUUUCAUCUCACUUUCUCCUGUACCUUUCUAUAUUUAGGUUAAGAGCCGGGUUUCCAUCUCGCUUUUUAUGAUAGUUUGUUCCUAACGAUCCGAGUCCUUUUUAUUCGUGACCUUGAAGUCUGGCUCUAUCACAAUCUUUCUCUCUCCUUCGUUUUCUCGUCGUUUUCUCGCUGUUUUUUUCGUUUCCGUCUAGCCACUUCUCCCUUAGUUUUCCUAAUGGGGAAAACAUGAAAGUGCUUUCCUUUUUCCUCCUUCCGUCAUUUCGCUAUCAUGUAUCCUCGUGCCUGCUGCUCAUGUUUCCUUUCACUGUUUUUUCACUUUUUUUGCGUCGCGACGAAGUCAGGAGGAGGAGUCCUUCCCUGACAAUCACUCUUUCGUAUUUUCCUUCGGUUAUGGGAACGAAGGAAAGCUGGGAAAGGUAUUAAUUGUAGGGACUAUGCUUUCCAUUGUUGUUAAAAAUGGCGAUUUGGUUUUGGGAGGAAAAUAGGCACAAUAACGACGAGAAGAUUUCCUCAUUUACUAGCUUGAUAUUGCCUUUUUUAUUUAUUUUUUAUCUUUUAUUCUUUUAUUCUACCUUAUUUCCACUCUCCUAGCAUUUUGUUGACUGAAGGGCCAGCUGGAACGGAUGAUGAAGGAUGAAACAGGGCUCCCCCCAGUCCUUCUCUUUUUUUAAAAAAAAAAAGUUUUUUAUUUUUUAUUUUAAAGCCUUUAUUCCUGCGGUAAGGUCCAAGGAUCUAUUUUUCCGUUGCGGCCCCGUUCCGUCUUGGCCUCUGGUAUGAUACCGAUGGAAUGGAUUGGCACUAUCGUAUCACCUGUACCUAAAGUAUAGUACACGCAGUGUAUCGGCCCUAAUUGUGAUAAUGGCCUCUUCGGUGUUCCCCUAUUUAGUCUUGCCGAGGCCAAGUUCUUUUACUCGCCCCAGAUAUUACUCUUUAGACCCGUAGCCCGCUCUCCCUAGUCUGAGGUAUUUCUCCUUACCCUCCCCCUCCUCCAGCAUCCCUCUCCCGCCCAAUCGGGUUUGUCCGGUUGUCUCCGCGAGUGAGCUUUUGUGAUGGAUGUCAACUUGUGAGUUACCGACGUGUGGGGGUUUGGUAGGGGAGUUCCUUCCGGCGGUGGGAAGUUUCGCCCUACCUGUGCUUUGUACUUGCACCUGUAGGCUCACGUGUGCGGGGGGUAGGAAUUGGGCGAGGCUCUUGGUAUACCGUAAUUGGAUUGGGGGUCAAUUGUAGUAGUAGUAGUAGUAGCAGCAGCAGCAGCAGCAGCAAUAGUAGGUGAGGAGGGGGAUACGUGGUGUUCUUUGUGUCGGGUCAGGAGUUGGUUAUGUCUAGGGUCGCCACAACCACCACUCCGGCAAUUUCUUGUAAAAAAGUUGUUGUAAAGGGCAGAUUCUCCCCUCCCUCCCUUCCUGACCUUUUUUCCUUAUUUCCUUAUUUCCUUUUUCCCCCCUAGGAUUCCUUGGGUCCAUCUUUACCACUGUUGGCUUUUAUUUUCAAGCCCUUUGCCUUUUUUUUAUACAUUUUUCUUUCUUCAGGUUCGAGUAAGACCGUGUUUGCCUUGUCAUGACUACACUAGUAGAAGAGACGAAGAAGGGGCAGGAGCCCGAAAGGGCCAAGAGGACCUGGUGGAAGGAUGCUGUCGUUUACCAGAUUUACCCCUCCAGCUUCAACGAUUCCAAUGGCG